Molecule: messenger RNA, 1607 nt
Organism: Rhodamnia argentea
Lineage: Eukaryota; Viridiplantae; Streptophyta; Magnoliopsida; Myrtales; Myrtaceae
Product: sugar transporter ERD6-like 5
Exons: 18
Coding region: 1-1425 (474 amino acids)
Biological process (GO): transmembrane transport; carbohydrate transport
Cellular component (GO): membrane
Molecular function (GO): sugar transmembrane transporter activity
Source: RefSeq, a predicted model, not a curated record
AUGGAGAGAGAGAGCCAAGAAGGAGACGGGUUGUGCACAAGCUCUCUGCUUCUCCGCAACUAUGGAAAAUCCAUGUCUUCAAGUGAUCACUCGGUCACGCCUUCGGUCGUUUUUAGCACGCUCGUUGCCGUUUGCGGGUCUUUCACCACUGGGUGUACUUGUGGGUAUUCAUCGCCCGCCGAGUCGGGCAUAAUGGAGGAUUUGGGCCUCUCUACGGCAGCAUACUCGCUUUUUGGUUCUAUAAUAACAAUAGGAGGGGUAAUAGGAGCUUUGGUUAAUGGCCGGAUGACCGAUAUGAUGGGCCGAAGAUCGACAAUGGGGAUUUCGCAAAUAUUUUGCGCUGCAGGAUGGCUUUCUAUAGCAUUUGCCAAGAAUGUUUGGUGGCUCGAUAUCGGAAGACUAUUACAUGGAGUUGGCUUUGGGAUUCUAAGUUAUGUGGUACCUGUGUACAUUGCCGAAAUAACACCCAAACACGUCCGGGGAGCAUUCACAGCAUUAAAUCACCUUUUGUCGUGCUGUGGCAUUUCGUUGAUGUACUUCCUAGGAACUAUUGUUUCCUGGCGUAUCUUGGCUUUGAUAGGUGGAAUCCCCUGCGUACUUCAAGUUUUUGGUUUAUUCCUCAUCCCCGAGUCUCCAAGAUGGCUGGUAAAAGUCCGUCUAGAAAAGGAGUUUGAAGUCACGUUGCAGAGACUCCGAGGCAAAAGCACGGACAUUUCCCAGGAAGCGGCAGAAAUCAGAGACUAUACAGAAGCCUUUGAACGGCAAUCCCAGUCUAGGAUUCUCGAUUUGUUUCGACGAAGAUAUGCUCAUUCCCUCACAAUAGGAGUCGGAUUGAUGAUGCUUCAACAAUUUGAAGGGGCAAAUGCAUUUGAAUAUUACGCAACCACUAUAUUUAAAUCAGCUGACUUUUCAAGCAGCAUUGGUACCCGAAGCAUAGCUAUUGUCCAGAUCCCAGCAAGCGCUCUUAAUGUAAUCUUGAUAGAUAAAGUUGGAAGAAGACCGCUUUUAAUGUUUUCUUCAGCUGGAAUGGGCUUGAGUUGCUUUCUUCUAGGACUCUCAUUCUUCAUGCAGGACCUGCAGUAUUGGAAGGAAGUCACUCCCAUUUUGGCGUAUGUAUGCAUUAUGGUGUAUUCCAUAACUUACUCCCUUGGCAUGGCCGGGUUACCGUGGGUUAUAAUGUCCGAGGUAUUCCCAGUAAAUAUUAAAGGUUCCGCUGGAAGCAUGGUGACCUUGGCUAGGUGUUCCUGUUGUUGGAUUGUUAGCUACACUUUCAACUUUAUGCUCGACUGGAGCACCACGGGAACCUUUCUGAUUUUCGCAUGCGUUUGCGGUUUGACUAUCGUAUUCACUGUGAAGCUAGUACCGGAGACCAAGGGGCACGCAUUGGAAGAAUUACAAGCAUCACUUGCCCAUUUCCGGCAAUGAUUUGUGCUUUGUUGAAAUCUGAAUUGAUCCUACCAUUGUGUUGGCAACCUCAAAAGGCGUUGUGAGUCAAGCUUCCCAGAGCCUCCUUGUAGGACUAACUUUUUUGCGCCUGUUUGUGGGAAAAAUUUGCAAUAUCAGAAAAGUAGAUAAAAAGUAACGAUCAUACAAACAAGGAAAUGGGA